CGCGUGAUCCGAAAAUUUUGGCUCCCAUUUCCUCCACGCCCCUCACUUGCUUCUCUACACGACUCUCUCUCUCUCACUUGCUUCUCUACACGACUCUCUCUCUCUCUCUCUCUCUCUCUCUCUCAAUUUUUAACCGAUUCUUUGCUUCAAUACUCUUCAAACUCAAAAGACAAAUUGUUGUAAAGCUCCAUAUCCCAACAAGAGAAGCGAAAUUCGAUCGCCCAUCAGCAUCAGACCCAGCCAGUUGCGGAGCUUGGUGUUAUAAAAUAUUUUCAAGGUGGCAUCCUUUAGUUCGCCAACAACCAGAUGAUGCCACAUUAAGUGCUAUGCCUUGUGUUUUGAGAUCCUUGAUGCCGAGUUCAUACCUGUCACACAAUGUCCUUUCCUAUCAUAUGGUCUGGAAAUUUUUAUCACUUAAGACAUAGCUGUAGUUACAAGUUGCUCAGGUUUCAGUCUGGAUCAACUCCUAAAAUACUACCUGAUACCAGAACAUGCAACCUACGAUUUCUAGCAUCAAAAGCUGAAGGAAAGAAUCAAAAAUCACAGAGCAAGAAGCCACAGAAUGUCAAUGUGAAUCAUAAUGAUGGUUCAGUUAAGUCAUCUAGCAGCAAAACUAUAAACAAGUCCGAGCUUCAUGAAUUCAAAGCUGUUCAAUGUUACCAGCAUAUUUCUGAGAAAAGAGUUUUCGAUUGGCCUGCUGUUGUUAUUGCUUUUGAUAUUGAGACUACUGGGUUAAGUCGUCAAAAGGAAAGGAUAAUUGAAAUUGCACUUCGGGAUCUUUAUGGAGGCAAGAAUAGUACAUUCCAAACUUUGGUCAAUCCAGAAAAAGAAGUAUCAAAUUCUUAUAUUCAUGGCAUUAGAUCAGAUAUGGUUAACAGGCCUGAUGUCCCAAGGUUCAAGGAACUGGUCCCAAUAUUACUUCAAUACAUAAGAAGCCGGCAAACAGAUGGGAGGCAAGUUGCAUUAUUUGCUCAUAAUGGACGUGGAUUUGAUGUACCUUUCCUCAUUCAUGAAUUUAGGCGGUGUAAAGUGGAGAUUCCUGAGGACUGGCUAUUCGUAGAUACACUUCCUCUUGCUAGGAAAUUGGUGAAGCCAGAUGGAUCGAAGCUCGAAUCCUCCAAGCUGGAUGAUCUGCGCCAAUAUUACGAAAUUCCUUUGAUCGGGCCUGCACACCGGGCUAUGCAAGAUGUACACACUUUAGCAUAUGUCCUCCAGAAGAUGUCGUAUCAGCUGAAACUGUCAAUUCCAGAGCUCCUUGAUGGAGGAUUUCGUGCAUCGGAUAUAAUCAAAGUUGCUCCUUGACAGCAAACUGUUAGUUUUAACUUAAAAAAAACUAAAAAUGAGCUUGUACAGCUCUUUCUUUUAUUAAUUACUUGUUAUUAAUUUGUUAUUGUAUCGCAAUCUCUUUCACAUUUGAGAAUUCAGCGAUCAUAUUUUAGAAUCUUUGAGAUCCUCGUUCUCAAAGAGUGAUUGAUGUAUUACUCAUUGUACUGUUAUAUCGAAAAAGAAAAUGAAAACAUGAAUUCUGCAUUGAACUCUCA
This is a messenger RNA of Asparagus officinalis (garden asparagus), 1541 nucleotides long. RefSeq names its product exonuclease DPD1, chloroplastic/mitochondrial. The transcript has 4 exons. Gene Ontology annotation, cellular component: cytoplasm. Gene Ontology annotation, biological process: DNA catabolic process. NCBI's taxonomy places the organism in Eukaryota, Viridiplantae, Streptophyta, Magnoliopsida, Asparagales, Asparagaceae. Gene Ontology annotation, molecular function: 3'-5'-DNA exonuclease activity; nucleic acid binding. Bases 376 to 1302 code for a protein of 308 amino acids. The record is from RefSeq and is a predicted model, not a curated record.